AUGGCUUCUCCUCAGCAAGUGCAUGAAUGCACCCCCCAGCCCUCAUCCCCCGACUGGAGAUCAGGCCAGGUUACAGCUAGCCAGCUGUCCGGGGGAAGGGGAGCCGGCCGAGGAAGUGUUCCGGGUGACCAAAAGACCUCUUACCAGUUCCAGGGUAGGCCGGACGGGUACGGACCCAUUUUCCAAGAUGGGGAAGAUGUACUGAUUUUCCAGGGCCCCAAGAUGCGCAAGGCCCAGUGUGUCUGGGUGACUGUGGAGGACCAGCAGGUCAAAUACCUAGUCCGUUACCCGCCCCAGAGCGACACCAGUCCAGCCAGUGGAGGGUUUGCUACUCGUGCCGGUGCACCCUUCUGGCUGCGCUCAUUAGUUUCGGCUGGACUCAUCCCAAGCGCCCGAACCGUGCCUCUGGGAACUCGCAGUGGGAGCAGCUAUGGCCGAUCCAUAAUCCUGGGAAGGGGGGCCCUCAGCUCCAGAAACCGGGACCCGCUGCCAGUCGUCCCCCAGGUAUUCUCUGAACAGCCGCUUUAUCCCAUUUCCCCCCAUGGCUGGGACUACGUAUGGAUCCCCGAAGGCAGUGUCCUCCGCUACUCGGCUGCUUACCUGCAGAGGGACCAAUCCGCCUACGUCUGCCUCCAGAUAGCAGCGGAGAAGCAGCAGCAGCCCGAACACCCUGUUUCCUUGAUCCGGGGUAGCUAUUACAGUAGUCCGGGUGAGAGCAGUACCGCUGGGGGCUCAAGGAUGCAAUCUCCCGGGGAGAUGGAUAAGGCCCUUCCUCUAGGGAGAAGACGUCGGUCACCGAGAGACAAGGAUGCUACUGGGGGCCUAGAAAAAAAACCCACGGACAAGCGGGAAGUCCAGAUCCACCUGCCCAUCGCCCUGGAGGACUUGUUCCUGCAGGAUUGGUCGCUGGUAACCCUCACGAAAAAGCUCUUCAAAGUGCCAGCCAAGAAGACCGUUGAUAACAUUCUGACCACGUAUGCCACCUUCCAGCCAAACGUCCGGUCCACUGAUAAGAAGUAUGCCGUCAGUGGUCUAGUGGCUGUGAUCAAGGAGUACUUUGAUUUGCUGUUGGGCACCCAGCUGCUCUACGAUUUUGAGAGAGCUCAGUAUGCUGAGAUCCUGGCCCAAUUCCCCGAUUUGCAGAUGUCCCAGAUCUACGGCAGUGCCCACCUUUUGCGCCUCUUCCCCAAACUGGGCUCUGUGCUGGCCUGCAGUCCUCUGAAUGAUGGCAGCAUCCAUGUGUUUAUGGACAAUUUACAAGAUUUCCUGGAAUAUCUGGCCAAAAAUCCUUCUCAACUAUUUACAGAAGCCACCGAUUACCAGCUGGGUCCCGAGUACGGACAGAAAUCUGAAUGA
Molecule: messenger RNA, 1356 nt
Organism: Antechinus flavipes (yellow-footed antechinus)
Lineage: Eukaryota; Metazoa; Chordata; Mammalia; Dasyuromorphia; Dasyuridae
Product: mortality factor 4-like protein 1
Exons: 1
Coding region: 1-1356 (451 amino acids)
Biological process (GO): regulation of DNA-templated transcription; chromatin organization
Cellular component (GO): NuA4 histone acetyltransferase complex; nucleus
Source: RefSeq, a predicted model, not a curated record